UGUAAUUUUAACUUCGUACCCUCCACCGUAGAAAAUGUCUCUCUCCGCCGCCUUUAACUCCCUGAAGUCCUCCAAUCUCAUCUCAUGGAAAACGACAGGUAAGCUUCAACAAACCCUAGCGGGAUGCAUCGAACUGGCGGGGAAAACACUUCACACGGGGAAGGUUUCGAAGGUUAAGGUAUUACCGGGAUUCGCCGGAGAAGGAAGGAAUUUUGAGUUUCAGUCGAAAUUGAUUCCCGCGUCAAUCGAUUUUGCUCGAGAAUCCCCGUUGUGUACCACUCUUUGCAAAGACGGAUACAAGAUUCGGACCGUCGAGCAUUUGCUUUCGGCUUUGGAAGCUAAAGGCAUCGACAACUGCAUUAUUCAGAUUCGAAGUCUCGAUCCUGAGGAUUCUGAGGUUGAGGUUCCUAUUUUCGACGGGUCAGCAAGUGCAUGGGUUGAGGCAAUUGAACAAGUUGGCCGAAAAGAGGCCUUGGAUCGAUGUGGAAACAAUGCAGAAAAAUUGGCACCGUAUUUGAAUGAACCAUUGCAUGUUUUGAGGAAUGAUUCUUUUAUAGUUGGACUCCCUUCUUCAGAGGUUUGCAUAACUUGUGGAAUCGAUUUCCCGAAGGUAAAUUCUUUUUUUCUCUGCUAUGCUGAUUUAAAUAGUUGCCAUUGUUUCUAUGCUUCUUUAGCUAAAAUCUAUGUGAACUACAUUCAGGUGGAACAUAUGCGUGCUGCGGGACUCAUUAAAGGGGGAUCACUAGACAAUGCAAUUGUAUGUAGUGCUACUAAAGGAUGGCUGAAUCCACCACUUCGUUUCCAUGAUGAACCUUGUCGCCAUAAGGUCUUAGAUCUUAUUGGUGACCUUUCCCUUUUUGCACGAUCGGGCAGUCAAGGAUUUCCCGUGGCACAUAUAGUAUCUUUCAAGGGUGGCCAUUCACUUAAUGCUGAUUUAGUACGCCGACUAUCGGGAAUCAACGUUUAAGGAAGUCAACAGUCUUUCUAUUCAAAAUUCCUUUAGAAAUGUCUGGAUCAGAGCUCUGCAACACUCGGUGCCGAUGCCGGGAAGUUGGCCGAGGUAAGGUUAAGAAAUGCUGCAGUUUCUUACAAGUCCUUGGUUUGAAAAUGUUGGUCUGGAACUAAGCUCCCCCAACCCAAGUUUUGAUUGCUUUAUUUAAACACGUUUUGUUUUGGGGAGCUUACCAACCAUUCUUUCGUAAAUAGGCUAUUCAAAACACAU
This is a messenger RNA of Hibiscus syriacus, 1222 nucleotides long. RefSeq names its product probable UDP-3-O-acyl-N-acetylglucosamine deacetylase 1, mitochondrial. The coding region runs from base 35 to 967 and encodes 310 amino acids. Gene Ontology annotation, biological process: lipid A biosynthetic process. The transcript has 6 exons. Lineage: Eukaryota; Viridiplantae; Streptophyta; Magnoliopsida; Malvales; Malvaceae. The record is from RefSeq and is a predicted model, not a curated record.